CAUGUGAACUGCAACUCCCAGAAGGCCGCGCGGAAGCGGAACGUGAGCCAGGGAGGACUUCCGGACGCCAACAUCCGGGCCGCGCGGGGAAGGGGAGACUUGGGGUAGAGUGACCAUGACGAAAUUAGCGCAGUGGCUUUGGGGACUAGCGAUCCUGGGCUCCACCUGGGUGGCCCUGACCACGGGAGCCUUGGGCCUGGAGCUGCCCUUGUCCUGCCAGGAAGUCCUAUGGCCACUGCCCGCCUACUUGCUGGUGUCCGCCGGCUGCUAUGCCCUGGGCACUGUGGGCUAUCGUGUGGCCACUUUUCAUGACUGCGAGGACGCCGCACGCGAGCUGCAGAGCCAGAUACAGGAGGCCCGAGCCGACUUAGCCCGCAGGGGGCUGCGCUUCUGACAGCCUAACCCCAUUCCUGUCCGGACAGCCCUUCCUCCCAUUUCCCAUUAAAGAGCCAGUUUAUUUUCUAA
Messenger RNA from Gorilla gorilla gorilla (western lowland gorilla), 465 nucleotides. It is a transcript of the gene DPM3, whose product is annotated as dolichyl-phosphate mannosyltransferase subunit 3, regulatory. Gene Ontology annotation, cellular component: dolichol-phosphate-mannose synthase complex; endoplasmic reticulum membrane. The record is from RefSeq and is a predicted model, not a curated record. The transcript has 2 exons. Lineage: Eukaryota; Metazoa; Chordata; Mammalia; Primates; Hominidae. The coding region runs from base 116 to 394 and encodes 92 amino acids. Gene Ontology annotation, biological process: GPI anchor biosynthetic process.